This is a messenger RNA of Scleropages formosus (Asian bonytongue), 3416 nucleotides long. Its product is annotated as RNA-binding motif, single-stranded-interacting protein 2-like. The record is from RefSeq and is a predicted model, not a curated record. Gene Ontology annotation, molecular function: RNA binding. NCBI's taxonomy places the organism in Eukaryota, Metazoa, Chordata, Actinopteri, Osteoglossiformes, Osteoglossidae. Bases 714 to 1823 code for a protein of 369 amino acids. The transcript has 14 exons.
UCGCGCGACUGCAGCACUGGCUGGUCGGAGCUCGGCUUUUCGAACGACCGAAAUGCUCAUUUAAUCUGCCUUUUAAAUGAGAAAAUACUCAUUAACCCUUAACAGCACCUCAGUCGCCACUACUACGUGCUUUUCGUGCUGCUUUCAUUUCAGAUUGGUUGAACUAGUCGUCGAACAAAAUCUUUGACAACAGCAUAUGUGAAUAAAAUAUCUGUCCGUUCGUAAAUCCGCGCCUAGGAGAGGAUGUACUGAAAUAUUAAUCGCUUUCCCAAAAUUCCACCUGUGAACUAUGCUGCACGUUUUAGGUAACGCGAAUCAGUGCACCUUCUCUCCCACACUUGAGGUCUUCUUGGUGAGAUCUGAUCUGUGCUAGGGCAGCUGAUAUAGAUCACACUUAACUUUCUAACCUACUAACCUUAACUGUUGAGUAACACCAACCUCGGUUGACAUACGUUCCUCUGGAUCAUGUGUGUUUUCGGGGUGGAUUUCUGGCCUCGUACCCCUUCCUGCACCGAGAAUCUGCCCAUCGCAGCUCGACGUUGUUCUGAGUGAGGUUAAGACCUCAGAUGGCGAGACGCUCGAUGGUCGCGCUUGACUCAAACCGCUGGCCACCAUUUGGAUGAGACCGCGUGGGAGCUGCCUCCCCUGUGCUGUCGGAACCUUCAGGAGUGUUUGAGGAACACCUGCAGGCAUAUGUGUCUUCCAGCCAACAGAUGGCACCACCAAGUCCAAACACCAACAGUAAUAGCAGCAGUGGGGGAGGGGAGCAGCUAAGUAAAACCAACCUUUACAUACGUGGCCUUCAUCCAGGAACCACAGACCAGGACCUGGUUAAACUGUGCCAGCCAUAUGGCAAGAUUGUUUCCACUAAGGCCAUCCUGGACAAGACCACCAACAAGUGUAAAGGCUAUGGCUUUGUGGACUUCGACAGCCCGGCUGCAGCUCAGAAAGCAGUGACGGCACUAAAAGCCAGCGGUGUUCAGGCCCAGAUGGCCAAGCAACAGGAACAGGACCCCACCAACCUGUAUAUCUCCAACCUACCAUUGACCAUGGAUGAGCAAGAGCUGGAGGCCAUGCUGAAGCCCUUCAGCCAGGUCAUCUCCACACGCAUCCUCCGUGAUGCCAAUGGCACCAGCCGCGGAGUGGGCUUUGCCAGGAUGGAAUCAACAGAAAAAUGCGAAGCUAUCAUUCAACAUUUUAAUGGCAAAUACAUAAAGACUCCUCCAGGAGUGCCAGUUCCCACGGAGCCUUUACUGUGCAAAUUUGCGGACGGAGGCCAGAAGAAGCGUCAGAACCAAGGCAAAUACCUGCAAAAUGGACGGGCCUGGACUAGAGAAGGGGAGACGGGAGGAAUCACGCUAACAUAUGACCCCACUACAGCCUUGCAGAAUGGGUUCUACUCCCCUCCGUACAGCAUUGCUCCCAACAGGAUGAUUGCACAGACACCCAUCUCACCCUACAUUCCCUCUCCUGUUUCAUCAUACCAGGUACACAGUCCCUCCUGGAUGCACCACCAGUCUUACCUCAUGCAGCCAGCUGGGGCAGUGCUGACCCCCACCAUGGAGCAUGCCAUGUCCAUCCAGCCCACCUCCAUGAUGGGGCCCAUCACACAGCAGCUCAGCCACCUGUCUCUUGGAAGCGCUGGCACGUACAUGCCUGCCAACACGACUAUGCAAGGGACGUACAUCCCUCAGUACACGCCCGUUCCUCCCGCCAGCGUCUCUGUAGAGUCGCUGUGUUCCCAGGAGAGCAGCGGGCAGCAGCAGAUUGCGAUCGAGACGCCUUCAGAACACACAGCCUACCAGUAUCAGCAUAGCAAAUGAAGCACAGGUCCUCAAGAAGGUACAUGUCCACGCAGACUAGAAGUGUUGCUUCUGAAGGGGUCAGUCGCAGCUCCGGACACUACACGCAGAACUUACAAGGAAAACAAAAAGGGACCGGUUUCAUUUUCACGGGAAAGGCUGACUUAAUCGACAGGAACCAGGCAGCCUUUGGAGGGAAUGUCUGUGAAGGAGAAUCACUAUAUUUUGAUAUCAGAAAAAAAUAAAAAAUAGAAAAAAUUUUAAAAAAUUAUUUUGUGCACGUAAUAUAACAAAUUAUUUUUUAAGAGCAUUCUGGAAAGCCAGAAGGAAACAAAUGAGUUACAACACAAUGUGUCAUUAGGUUUCUUUUUUGUAAGAUACAAAAACUUUUAUUUUUGGAUUUGGGUUGUUUUUAAAAUGUUGUUUUUGAUUCAAUACAAUCAUUUUUGUACAGAUUCUAGACAGUCACUGAGCAAUGUGUUCUUUUCUAAUUUAGCAAUGUUGUAGCGCUGAUCUUUUUUAUUGUACUUUUAAAGAAGCAAAUACUAAACAAACCGCUUAAAGCUACUACUUAGUGUCUGGUCCCAACUAACUUAAAGCUUAAAAAGUUGAAUCACUUUAAAGGGCAUUGCAGCUGGAAAGUAGAAUUUAGUGAGAUUAGUCAGAGCAGUGGCUCCGUCGUUUCCUGAGUAUGAGGACAGUAUGUCAUGAUUUACUAUUCUUUGUAAGUGGUUCCCUUCCAUAUACCAAGAGUAUUUUUAUAAAGAGCAGAAGACAAUCAGAAAAAUUGCUAUUUAUUUUAUUUUUUUAAUCAUAAGAGAAGAAAUAGGCAUAUCACAGAUGGUAUUAUUUAACAAAUAAGUCUAUUUAACAAGGUAUGUAAAUACUUUAAGUGUUAAGAGUUGGUUUCCAUUCUGAAAGAAGAUCCAUAUUGUUCUAAAUGGCAACAUCAGGAAGGGCACCUUCGGCGAGCCCUGCAGGCCUCCGCAGGGAUCUCUGUGGGGCUCUGUGUGGGGCGGAGAGGUCAUGCUAUUCUUCGGACUUUCUCUCUCACGUUCCCACAUGCGCGCUCACACACACACCCAGAACUGCCCGUAUCGGUAAGCUAUGUUCAUUGGACACGAUUGAAAGAGCUGUGGCAGCUUCCUGGGCCCUGCUUUGUGCAGUGUGCGUUCGGUCCGAAAUGUUGCCCUUUUUUUGGUCUCAGAUGGAGCUCAUUUUACCCCUGACUCCCCAAAAAACCAAAUGCAGAGAUUCAUUCUGAACUCUUCCACUGUAAGUUUAGGGAAGAGUCUGUGCUGAUCUCUUACCUCCUACCCAAACUGGAAUGAGGUGUGCAACUCACAGGCGAGCGAUUAUUUCUAAUUGACAAAAGUGUCACUUUGAAGAGGAUUCCUCUCUUUGGUGGCCCGUUCAGUACGAGUGCCCCCCUCCCCAGCCACCCACUGCGACCGGGUCACAGAGCACCGCGCUAGAACAGAGGUGGUUUUAAGCGGUUCGUUCUCGUAGGUGUUGAUACAUCUAGAUUUCACAUUUGUGUGAAAAGUCUGAUAUAAUUUUCCUGCUUUUUAUGCUACAAAUGACAAAACUGUUAGUUUAAGUUUUAAAAAAAAA